AUGUCAGCAAUAACCUAUCAAAUAAAUAAAAUAUUAACAGCUGUUGUAAUUGUUUCAUCUGGUGUUGGUAACAUACCAAACUUGACAGAAACAGAAAAACAACAUUUUGAAAGAAUCCAAAAAUUUAAAGAUACUAAAGAAAAAAUAGAGUUACACGCUUACUUCAAAAAGUAUUAUGAAGGGAAGGGGAACGAGCUGAUAAAUAUGGAAACUAUGAGGGAACGAGGCAUCAAAGAUGGCGUAUUAGUUGCAUCUUCAAUUGGACGCUAUUUGCGAGCAAAAAUUGUAUCGACCGAAAUGCAAAAACAAGAAUUGAAUGAAUUAAUCGUUGUGAUUAGGGAUUACUUGGAAAAAUUAGAGCAAUCCGCAGUUGAUAAUGAAACAAUCGUCGAAACUGAUUACGAAGUUAUCGAUAAGCAACAAACCGCUUACGAAAAAGAAAAAGCGGAAUGGCAAAAUUUGCUAGCGGAAUUAGAAAAUAAAUUGGGUUCACUGGGAGUGGAUAAAUCUCAAGUUCAAGAACCAGAUUCUUUUUUUGAUGCUUUGGAACAUCAAGAAUAA
This is a messenger RNA of Ambispora gerdemannii, 561 nucleotides long. Lineage: Eukaryota; Fungi; Glomeromycota; Glomeromycetes; Archaeosporales; Ambisporaceae. The record is from the annotation of a GenBank genome assembly.